GAUUUGCGCAUGCCAUGUUUUUGAUUUUCUGGCGCGAGAUUGGAGAGAAUUAUUUGUAUGGUGGUCAGUCGGGAUUGGAAUGGAUGACGAAUUCUUCCGCUGAAGAAACAAUUCCGACAAGUCUUCCCUGUUUCUGAUUACGUCGUCGUCAAUUUGUGAUAUGGAUCAGCACUGCUUGUACGAGGGUGAAGUUUGUUGUGGAAGUACUGAGUGCGAAAUUCCUGCAUGCCACGCACGGUAUUCAUGGCUUAACCCAGACGCUCUAGAAACGUUCUUGCGAGACCCACAAAAAGUGCUGACGAUUGACUGUCGAAAAGCUUGUUACAAUCGAUCUGCGCGUGAACGUUGCUUUCCAAAGAUCCAGAGUCUCCAUUACCCAGACGGCGGGUGGCGUGCAUGGCUUGUCGUUCUGGGUGCAUGGUGCGCGCUGGUACCUGCAUUCGGGAUCGUUAACACUAUAGCGGUGCUUGAGGAGUGGUUGUCUGAACAUCAACUGAAAGAUUACCCCAAGUCGUCGGUAUCAUGGAUCUUUAGCCUAUGGAUUUUCUUCUUCUAUCUAGGGGGCGUUCAGGUUGGGCCUAUAUUUGAUGCCCACGGGCUGAAGCCUUUGCUUAUUCCAGGAUGCAUUGGGAUCGUGGUAUCGCUCAUGAUACUGAGCAUUUCUACUGAAUUUUAUCAAUUCAUUCUCGGUUUUAGCUUGUUAGGAGGGGUCACUGCAUCGAUGGUCUUCACCCCGAGUCUCGCCGCCGUCAACCAUUGGUUUCUGCACCGCAGAGCUUUAGCAAACGGCUUCGCCAACACCGCCGGAAGCAUUGGCGGUAUUAUCUUCCCCCUUAUGGUAGGAGGCCUCAGUGAGAAAGUGGGCUUUCCCUGGGCAAUCCGUAUCAUGGGCUUUGUCUGCGCCAUCUUCUGCGCCGCCUCCACUCUCCUUCUCCGAACCAGACUACCACCCAACAAAGAAGGUGGAAGCACCAUCGACCUGCGCGCACUGUGCGAUAUACGCCUAACCACAGUCGCAGGCGCAAUUGUCCUUGUCGAGAUCGGCUACCUCAUCCCAAUGACCUACCUAGUCUCUUACGCCACCUCCCACGACGUCGACGGCUCCCUCUCCUACCAACUAAUGGCCAUCCUAAACGCAGCCUCAAUCUUCGGCCGCGUGAUCCCCGGCUACAUGGCAGACCAAUGGGGCCGCUUCAAUGUAAUUAUCGUGACAACCUUCACCUGCACGGUCCUGAUCCUCGCCCUGUGGUUGAAAUCCGGCACCAACGCGUCCGCCAUUGUCAGCUUCGCGGCGUUCUUCGGUUUCUGGAGCGGAACAGCGGUCAGUCUAGCACCCGUGUGCGUGGCACAGAUCUCUAAAACGGAGGAGUAUGGGAAGAGGUAUGGGACGACGUAUUCGCUGGUGAGUUUUGGGUCGCUGAUUGCGAUUCCUGUCGCGGGAGAGAUUUUAAAGGCGCAGAAUGGAGAUGUUGAGCUCGAGACGAAUUAUUCGGGGUUGAUUGUCUUUGCGGGAGUUGCGUAUGGAGGGUCAAUGUUGUUUUUUAUUAUUUCGAGGGGGGUUAGUGGGGGGUGGAGUUUAAAAAAAAUUUUCUAGGUUCGGGUUGGAGGGUUUGGUUGGAUAGCUAGAUUGGAUAAGUAGAUAGGGUUAGUUACAUAGACUGCAAAAUUUACUUUAUACCCUUUUUCGUUAAAUUAUUUCGAACUCGUAUGUUCUCUAUAGAGACGGCAAUGGAGAUUUAGCCUUAGUAAGAAAAAAAAAAAAAAAUAGGCCCUAUUCCACG
Aspergillus ruber CBS 135680 is the source of this 1781-nucleotide messenger RNA. Its product is annotated as MCT family MFS transporter. Lineage: Eukaryota; Fungi; Ascomycota; Eurotiomycetes; Eurotiales; Aspergillaceae. Gene Ontology annotation, biological process: transmembrane transport. Bases 161 to 1594 code for a protein of 477 amino acids. The record is from RefSeq and is a predicted model, not a curated record. Gene Ontology annotation, cellular component: fungal-type vacuole membrane. The transcript has 4 exons. Gene Ontology annotation, molecular function: transmembrane transporter activity.